Molecule: messenger RNA, 3842 nt
Organism: Phyllostomus hastatus (greater spear-nosed bat)
Lineage: Eukaryota; Metazoa; Chordata; Mammalia; Chiroptera; Phyllostomidae
Gene: ADH7
Product: alcohol dehydrogenase 7 (class IV), mu or sigma polypeptide
Exons: 9
Coding region: 137-1261 (374 amino acids)
Biological process (GO): retinol metabolic process; retinoic acid metabolic process
Cellular component (GO): cytosol
Molecular function (GO): all-trans-retinol dehydrogenase (NAD+) activity; zinc ion binding
Source: RefSeq, a predicted model, not a curated record
UGAGUCAUAUUGUUGAAGGCGGACCUUUUGGCUGUUUAUCUGAGGGUAUAAGAUGCUGCUAUUUACAGCAGAGUGAGCUGAACUUCAAUGAGAAAAAAAUCUGUUUACUGAACUACAGAACCAGGAGUAAGACAGGAUGGGCACUGCUGGAAAAGUUAUUAAAUGCAAGGCAGCUGUGUUAUGGGAGCCGAAUAAUCCCCUUUCCAUUGAGGAAAUAGAAGUUGCCCCACCAAAGGCGAAAGAAGUUCGUAUUAAGAUUUUGGCCACAGGAAUCUGUCGCACAGAUGAUCAUGUGAUUAAAGGAUUAAUGUUGACUAGGUUUCCCGUGAUUGUGGGACACGAAGCAGCUGGGGUUGUGGAGAGCAUUGGAGAUGGAGUGACUACAGUGAAACCAGGUGAUAAAGUCAUCCCCCUCUUUCUGCCUCAGUGUAGAGAAUGCAAUGCUUGCCGCAACCCAGAUGGAAACCUUUGCAUUAAGACUGACCUUGCUGGUCGUGGAGUACUGGAUGAUGGCACUAGCAGAUUUACAUGCAAGGGCAAAACAGUGUACCACUUUGCUAACACCAGUACGUUUACUGAGUACACGGUGGUGAAUGAAUUUGCUGUUGCUAAGAUUGAUGACGCGGCUCCUCUUGAGAAAGUCUGUUUAAUUGGAUGUGGGUUUUCCACGGGAUAUGGAGCUGCUAUUAAAACUGGCAAGGUCACCCCGGGUUCCAUCUGUGCUGUCUUUGGCCUGGGAGGAGUUGGCCUUUCAGUCAUCAUGGGCUGUAAGUCGGCUGGUGCUUCCAGGAUCAUCGGAAUUGACCUCAACAAAGGCAAAUUUGAGAAGGCCGUGGCUGUAGGGGCCACGGAGUGCAUCAGCCCCAAGGACUUUACCAAGCCCAUCAAUGAAGUGCUGUCAGAAAUGACAGGCAACAACGUGGGCUUCAGUUUUGAAGUUGUUGGGCGUCUUGAUACGAUGGUUGAUGCCCUUGCUUCCUGCCACUCAAACUAUGGGACCAGUGUGGUGGUGGGUGCUCCUCCAGCAACCAAAAUGCUCACCUAUGACCCUAUGCUGCUCUUCACUGGACGCACAUGGAAGGGGUGUAUUUUUGGAGGUUGGAAAAGUAGAGAUGAUGUUCCAAAAAUAGUGACUGACUUCCUGGCAGGGAAAUUUGACCUGGACCAGUUGAUAACCCAUGGUUUACCUUUCAAAAAAAUCCAGGAAGGAUUUGAACUGCUCUAUUCAGGCCAAAGCAUUCGAACUGUCCUGACGUUUUGAGAUUCUAAGUGGCAGGAGGUCUGUGUUGUGAGGUGACCUGGAGCUUCCCUUUCACAUGUCCCUGAGCUGAGACCAUGGAGCUGCUUCAUAAACACAAACAGGAACAGUGGUUUGAUGAAGAUAUAGAAUCUUAUGAAAUAAAUACUUAGAGCCCUGACCAGGUAGCUCAUUUGGUUAGAAUGCCAUCCUGAUACACCAAGGUUGUGUGUUUGAUCCAGGAUCAUCAGGGCACAAUGAAUCAACUAAUGAAUGAAUGAAUAAGUGGAACAACAAAUCCAUGUAUCUAUCUCUCUCUCCUCUCUCCCUUCUCUCCCUUCCUCUCUCUCUAAAAUCAAUCAAUAAAAAUAAUAAAUAAUAAAAGAAUUAGAAAAUUUACUAAAUAUUUAGAGUGUUGUGAACAGCUGGGAAUUAGCAGGGGGUGUGGGUCAACCAUGUUAAAAUUUUAAAUUAACAUUUUCCAAGGCUAUAAUUACAUAUUUUGAUAUAUAUAUAUAUAUCAAAAAAAGUGUAUAUAUAUACACUUUUAUAUAUAUAUAUCAAAAAGUGUAUAUAUAUACACUUGCAUUUUUAAGCUAGAAUAGGAAUUUUUUAAAAAGAGUUUUAAUUAUCUGCCACCUCUUAGAGUGGAUUUAACAUGUAAAGAUAUGGUAUAUGUAAUUGCUAUAGUAAUGCAUUUUUCACAUGGUCUUUAACAAAUUACAAACAUUCCUCUUUUUAUUCAAAUGCAAUUUUUUAAAAGUUCGUUAUAAAUUAAGUUCGGUUUUAAAAUUAACUCUUUGCAAGGCACAAGUUGAUUAGAUUAGGGAAGAAUUUAGGGAAGUUCUAUAAUCUUAAGUGUUAACUUUAAGAACCAUCCAUCAUUAUAUAACUAGAUGAAACUGAAAACCCAUACUAUUAGGGUGAAUGAAACCAUUCGCCAGCCUAUGUUAGUAUUUCAGACAACAUGCCUUUCAUAAUACCACUUGAAUAUCAAAAUGCAGCUAGCUAGAAUCAAAUUGUAAUAUAUUUUUAAUGUUCAAUUCAAUAAGUAGAAUUAUAAGCCCUUUAGUGCCUGUUUACUAAGCAAUGACUCCUUUUAAAAGUUUUCUCAGUUUGGUAUAGCUGGCAUAUCUGUCUAUAUAUAACAUGUUACAAAUGUUUUAAAUUUAAGUACUUUACAAAAUGUUUUGUGGUGAUUUAUUUAGUUCAAAGAGAACAAUUUCAAUUGUUACUGAACUCUUAUUGGCUAUGGAUAAAGUAUUAAAGCAUCUGAAAACUUACGAAAUACCCUAUAAGAAAACAAGUAAAGUUAAGUGUAGCAGAAAUUGGUGAUUUUGAUAGAAGGAUGUAAUAUAGCUUGGGCAGUCCUGCCUUGGUAGAUUGCAAAAUAUCCAGGUAAUUAUGAGCCAUUUUGCACAGUAAUUAUUUCCCAAUAAAAAGCGACUUGAACACUAUAGGUAAAAGUUAUUUUUGCUUUGCUAGUUUGUUAAAUCUAGGAUUAGUCUAGGCUUAUUUUUAAAAAUAGCUCAAAUAGCUGAAAAGUAUAUGAAAUUCUUCUGUAAAUUACCUUCAACAUCAGCUAAGUUAGCUAUGGCAAUCUCCAAAACACUUUAAAGAGUCACAGAUUAUAAAUAUAUAUAAAUCAUAUAUAAAUAAUGUAUAUGUAAAUGUAUACAUAAAUAUAUAUAUUUAUAUGUAUAUGGUCUCCACCUAAGAAUCAUUGAGAGACAUUUCCCUUUUCUGUUAGCAACAUGUAUAGUUAGGACCCUAGGACACUAGGGUUUAAUUAAUGACAGAAAAGCUGCCUUGCAAAAAAUAUUUACUAGAAAAAUAUUUAAAGUAAAUUAAUGUUUAUGUCUGUUAUCUCAAAUUUCAAAAAAACAAGUAAAGAUAUCUAAAGUUAUAUACAGAUACAGUUAUAUCAAAAGAAAUAAAUCCAAGAAGAAAUAAACAUUUAUAUUUUCAGAUCACAGUUUUUGAAAUGAGCUCUACUUUAUGCCUAGUGCUUCCUGUAAAUUCUAUUUUUAUAAAUGUCACAUAUGUCACAAUGUUAUAAAUUUAAUAAGUAUUGUGAAACUUUGUGAAAUCAUUUCUCACUUCUGUGUUUGUCAUGGCCAAAUAGUGAACAGAAAGUACUUUAGCAUCUUCCCAGGGAAACCUGCCUAUUAAGUUUUUCAAGUCAUCUGAAAACAUUGAUUCUAAGGAGAGAUUGGGAACUGAUAACUUAGUGUACAUUUUAUUUUUAGUCAAGGAAGCCAUGAAGAGUUUCAAACAGAGUUCUUGGAUAUUAAAUCAAAGGAUAAAUGAGCAAGAAAGAGCUAGGGUAAUAUUAAACAAAAUAUCUAACUUCUUGUUUAAAAUAUAAUCUAGAAUUUAAUCACUUAAAUCAUGUGUGAAAGGCAUUCAUUCAUUUGGCAUUUUUGUUUUCCAUUUCAACUUUGGACCAAGCACUGAAUUAGGUAAACACCUGGCUCACAGUGGUGAAUCAGACUGAGAGGGUCUAUGCCCUUACAGAGCAUACAGGGUUCUGAGAGACACACACAUUUUAUAAGACAGUAAACAAACACAGGGAUGGGCAAAAGUAGGUUUCCAGUUGUGAGUA